GUGAUAAGCCCUUGACCAUGAAGAAGAUUUGUUUAGCAUCUUAAGCCAGAGCUCUUCUUUUUCGGGUUGUUUCUAGAGAAUGGAUAGAUGCCAGUGGCGCGCAGGUCAGCCCAAACAGCAAGCAUCUGUGCUCAUGCAGCCAGGAACCUGAAACUGGUCUAGCAAACACACGGGCAGAUUUAACACCACGGACCAGACGCUGUCGUUGGUUCGCUGCAAUGCAUUGAGCAGUAUUUGUGGUUUAAAAUAUGCAAUGGGCUACGAGCAACUAGUCACGGAGGGACUACCAAGAAUAAUCAGGGGCAUCGACAGGAAUCGAACGGUUCGCCAGUGUUGGACAAUCCCUCCACCGCUUCAGAAAGCAAUCAGGCAAAUUCACAAUAACCUUAUCCACGGCUACGCUACUGUAAACAACCGCUAUUCGGAAGGUUCCGACCGCAAUUGGUAUCCAGAAGCUGGGACUGAAUAAAGACUUCGGCAUCUGUAAAGUGAUGCAGGGGUUCAUUGGCGCCGUUUCUCAAACUUGGCUCCACUACUUCUGUUUGGUUGUGGCAAAAAGAUCAGCGGUUCAUGAGGGCCGUGCCUAGAGCGAUUGGCUAGUACUGACCGAUUCCCUUGCUCAAAUACUACAAAACUUUACAGAGUUAACCAGAUCUACAGGGGCAAACCGUUCGGAUAGCAGUCUUGGUCGCCUGAUUCUUACAGACAGCUUUAGACGCUUGUUAUCCAACAGCUACCGAGACACAGCUGUGUCUUUCUGCUCUGACGUCACAAUACAACAGGUCAUGAUAGAGAAGGGGUUCACAAACAUCAGCAGAUAGCUGACGUUAAACACACGACGGUUCGCUUAACGAGAAUGGUAUCAUUCCUUUAGGAUUAAAGUCGUAUUAUUGCACUGCCACGCUCUAACCCUAUACCAUGAUAUUAGGUCUAAUACAAGCUACCUACCGCUCGAAACAAGCCUUGGGCGAAACCCUUGGUGCCAAUUUCCCAGUCGAACCCAAUCUUAGACAACCUCGCAGCGAGCCCCCCCGCCAUGGAUCCCCAGAACCGGUCUAACUAGAUUGAACACAUGCGAAAUCAGGUUAAGGUGACCCUGUUAAGUGCAUAAAUUAUGAUUGUAUGUAUCGGUUCGAUUGAGGUCAUUGGUUACCGUCUACGUAAAGCUGUUGCCCCAGCUGAUGAAGCUUUGACACAGCAAGGCUGAACUUGGCGGCAACGAGGCUGCUAUUUAGUAACAACACAAUCACGGAAGCAAGAAUAAGAGAAAAAGAAGCUAUAAUUAAGCCAUAGUAUUGAUUUUGAUUCUUGUAUAAUAAUAGAAUCGAUCAAGGGUAUUUUAUCAAGUCAUAAGCAGCAUUACAUCCACCUCCUCUUAGCGCACUGAGCAUAUAACUAAUCAAGCAAUAAUGAGCCGUAUGGUAUCACAGUUUCGCACCAUCAUGUGCCUGGGCUCUUAUUCCUCCAUCAUUUUUUGAUCAGGAAAUCUAUUCGGCCUUUUUCUCGAGCUCGGCAACAAUGUCCUUCUCAAGGGACUCAGGCUUCGUGGUGGAGGCCCAGCGGCCCUUGACCUGGCCGUCGCGGCCGAUGAGGAACUUCUCAAAGUUCCACUUGAUGAACUUCAAGCCAAGAAGACCAGACUUCUCGCUCUUGAGCCACUGGUAGAGAGGAGCAGCGCCAUCGCCGUUGACGUCGAUCUUCUGCAUGAUGGGGAAGCUGACGCCGUAGUUGAUCUGGCAGAAGUUCUGGAUCUCGUCAUCGGUGCCGGGCUCCUGGGCACCGAACUGGUUGCAAGGGAAGCCAAGGAUCGUGAAGUCGUCGCCGUACUUCUCCUUGAGGCCCUUGUAAAGGGUCUCGAGACCAGCGUACUGGGGAGUGAAGCCGCACUUGGAGGCGGUGUUGACAAUCAAGACAACCUUGCCCUUGAAGUCGGAAAGAGGGACCUCUUGGCCGCGCUCUGUGAGAAAAGAUGUGUUAGAACGAAGCUCAACUCCGGUUCGCGGUGCGGGGUUCGCCACAAUAUUUCGCAAUGGCCAUAUGGCAGGGCAGUAUACUUACUGUCAUUGGGCUUGAAAUCGUAGAAGCUUGUAGCGGAAGCCAUUGUUGCUACGGAUCGGGUAUCGAAAGACGAAAAGGUUGGUUUGUGUGUGAAGCAAAGCGGAUGGUGAAGGCGGGAAGAAGAAGAAAACGAAGAGCUAGCAAGUCGGGUCGCAAGAGGUGAGGUGCGGGACACACAGGUAUAAAAACGGACGCUGGAGGAAGCUCCACGGCAACACGUGCGGCCGACGGAGGGAAUGCGGUGGUGGUGCAUGGUGCGCCGGCUGACAAACGGAGAAUUUUCGAGCAGUGGCAGCCGUUGGAAAGGACAAGAAAAAAGAAAGUAGUUAGCGUUCUUGCUGUAUGGCAAUGCCUUCUUUGAGCUUCUAGCUCCGAUGUGGAUGCACGCCUUGUUGCAUCAGCAACAAAAGAGGCGCCGCGAGAAUUUGGAAUACCUGCCUUCGGUCGCCUGGGCCUCGGCUUUUGGUGGUCCCGUAGAGGUGCUUUUAGUGGAUCGGAUGCACUGAAAGAUUCCGUAAUUCAGUGGUCGUUUUAGCGAUGCUAGGUCUCCAUCGUCCUGCCGCUGGCCGGAGCCAUGCCAUCGGAACGGUCGGGGGCGGGCAAAUAGAUGACGGUGAACGAACGUAUUUGGAAUUCCUGUGGCGUUUACUAUGGGGGAUGUGUAUUUUCUCAAUAUAUUAUGCGUUUUUGUUAUGUGAGAUUUUAUCUCUAUUUACGUGUGCGCUACUUACAGCAGCUGUAGUCUUCAAAACCUGCCACAGAGCUUGCUUCUGGUGAGCUGCGCUGCCGCGGGGCAAAGGACCUGCAGGGAGCGUUGCCCCGCUGACACAAUCGAUGGCGGGAACCACUUCAACUGAACGAAUCUGUCCAGUCUCUUAGAUCACCUCCGUAAGCAACAUGGAAGAAAAGCGUAGAAUAUACAUUAUAGGUGGCGGUAUCAUUGGAUGCACCUCUGCCUACUAUCUCACUCGCCACCCCAAGUUCGGCGCUACGAAACACAGUAUUACAGUUUUAGAAGCUGCUCCAAGUAUAGCAUCUGGUGCUUCAGGUAAAGCGGGAGGGCUUUUAGGUCUCUGGGCCUACCCUGCUUGUAUCGUGCCACUGUCAUUCAAGCUCCACGCUGAGCUUGCUGCUGAACAUGGCGGUGCUGAGAAAUGGGGAUACAGAGCACUGAAGUGCGGUACAAUAUCCGCAACGGUUCCAAGCGAGAAGAUAGAGAGUCUCAAAAGUUCCAGUAAUGAUGGGAAGGCCUGGGAGAAGCUUCCGAAACAGGACGAAGCAGCACAAACCUUGUUCAAGGACGCCGAGCUGCCGCCGGGACUGGACUGGGUAGAUGCCAGUGUUAUUGAUGGAUGGCGGGAAAUGGGUUCCCCAGGAGCUACAGAUACAGCACAAGUGCAUCCGUUUCAUUUCACAACAUCGAUUGCAAAGCUUGCUGAAGAUGCCGGUGUUCUCUUCAGAACCAAUGCCAAGGUAACGGCACUUGACACAACGAAGGCAGGAAUCCAAAGCCUCAGCUAUUUGGACAGAGCGACGGGCGAAACCAUUACUAUUUCAGACGCUACAGAUGUCCUCGUUUCAGCCGGUCCUUGGUCUGGUAGAGUAUUGCCAAAAUGCAAAGUAGAUGGCCUCCGAGCGCACAGCGUGGUCUACGAAGCAGACGUUUCGCCGUUUGCUGUUUUCACCGACAUCGAGCUACCAGAGGGUUUUGUUCCUGAGCAUCGUCUCAAGUCAGGCCAAGGCAAACGUCAUCGCGGAACUGUCGAUCCCGAGAUUUAUGCUCGUCCUUUUGGUGAAGUGUAUGCUUGUGGCGAGCCGGAUAGCGCUAUACCGCUCCCAGAGACUGCCGAUCUCGUCGAGUUCGAUGAGAUGCAGUGCGAUGACAUGAUAUCAUACAUUUCAACCGUUAGCCCAGUUUUGGCAGCCGCGCCUCUUAAAGCAAAGCAGGCUUGCUAUCUUCCACAGCACUCUAAUGGUCCGUUAAUUGGGAAAACAAGUAUCCCUGGUGUUUUUCUCGCAUCUGGACACACAUGCUGGGGUAUUCAGAAUGGGCCUGCGACAGGAAAAUUGAUUGCGGAAUAUAUUCUGGAUGGGCAGGCUACGAGUGCAAGAGCUGAUCAACUAGAUCCUCGACGUUACAAAAUCUAAGGACAUAUGGACCAUGUCAUAUAACCAUAACUUUGUAGUAAAUAUCAGUGUAAAUAUCUAUCACCCCAAAUUGAUGGUACCUGCUUUUAGUAAUAC
Molecule: messenger RNA, 4302 nt
Organism: [Torrubiella] hemipterigena
Lineage: Eukaryota; Fungi; Ascomycota; Sordariomycetes; Hypocreales; Clavicipitaceae
Source: the annotation of a GenBank genome assembly